CAAAUGAAAUCAUAUCAAAAUGCAUAUGUAUGGUGUGAUAGGGCUCAAAAUAUUUUAGAAGAAUAUUUACAAAAAAAAGAAAACAUAAUGUAACUCUUUAUUGUGGUUUGAUAAAAAUCUGCAUAACUUUCGCACAAUUUAUUUAUUUUUUUAUUUUGGAUAUAAACACGACAAUCGGAGAUUAUUCGUAUAUAAUACAUGCUUGAACGUGAUGUAUAGUAACUAUUGAUACGAGAUGGCAUGGUUCGGAUAUUAAAGACAGUAUAGAACCGUAAAUAUUUGAAUUAGAAAGGCGAGUGAUUACUUAUAUAAUAUACUAUGUACGUUGGUUAUUCUACUGAUGCCAGAGACCUUUCAGUUUCCGAUGCGAUAUACAUGACAUCAAAAUCAUUGCAGAAAAAGCAGAAAAAACUUAUAUACAUAUUAAAUUUAUAAAGCUGCUGAUGCUAUACCGCUAUUAAGGAAUAUUGUAAUAACUUUAGCAAUGAAAUAUAUAAAUACAAUGUCCAUUCUUUUGACAAUAACCAUGUGUAGCUUAUUGAGAGUGUUGAGCUGUGCAAAAGAUUGUGCGCUACUCCAUUCCCUCGAUGAACAGAAAGAAGGGAAUAUAAAAAAUCCAUUGGACAGAUAUGUCACUUUCCACAUUUUUGAAAACGAAGAGUGUUCGGUGAACACGACAUUCGUUUAUAGUGUUUUAUCAUCAACACAUGAACAAGACAUAAAUAACACUGGGACAAUCAACUCAUCAAAUCUUACGAUUGCUCUUAAAUUUUUGUGUUCUAAAACCCAAAUUCAUUUCAUGCCCUUCAACUCUAGUAUAGUGAAUAUCACACGGAAGUGGAAUAUAGCGUUAAUUCUAGAUAAAUGUUCAGUUGCACUUGAAGAGGUCAAUGUUAUUCUAGUGUUUGGAAGAAUAAUCAUGUUACAAGUAUUCGAAAAUCCGAAGAUUUUUGAGAUGGACACUAAGUGCAUGUAUGCGUCAGACCUUCAAGCGCUUCGAAUUCAAAACACAUGUGAUGAAAAGAAAAUGAAUGUUAAGAAAAUGUUAUUUUGGGAUUCUUGCAGCCAAACAUUUUCCAGUACAAUUAUACUUUCUCUAAGCAUUUGUUUGGAUAUGAACACUACUGCACUUCAAGAACGAUUUCCAAAUUUAUAUACUUUAGUUCUAUGUAAUGUAAGCAUACGCGGCGCUUUAUACUUCCCAUUCAACAGAAAUCACACAAAGACCGAAAUGAAAGAUAAAGAAAUAAUGAAUAUAUUGAAAUUGUUUUUUGACUUUUUGCAGAAACCAUAUCCAUUUUAUUACUUGUUUCCAGAAACUUCUCUCAUUUUACUUAACUGCAAAAUCAAUCAAAAUUUACUACAUUUAAGUGGAAGAGGUGAUGAAAUACACAUGACCAACAUGGCUAUUGAAUUUAUGAAACCUGUCCUAUUCCGCGACAUAGUUGUAACUACAACACUUGAUCUUUCCUACAACAAUCUAGAAAGUGUAGACGAAAAUUUAUUUCAAAAUCAACCUCUGCUGAAAUAUCUCCAUCUCCAAAAUAACAAAUUAACAGUGUUACCGCAAAAUAUAUUCAAAGGUCUGAGAAGUAUUUUGACCAUUGACGUGUCCCAUAAUUUUAUAACAAGUAUACACAUUGACCCAUUUCAGUCCCUUCCUCAUAUACAGGAAAUAUAUCUAAAUAAUAAUCUAAUAGAAUAUUUACCAGUAAAUAUUUUCAAGAAUCUGACUAAUUCUCUUACAGCGCUCUAUCUGAAUUCUAACCCACUAAAAGACAUCCCUGUUUGGCCUUUUUAUGCUACAUUUUUAAAUGUGUAUCAUAUAUGUAAUGCAAAAUUAACUGGACAAAGUAUCAUUAGACUUUUGGAUCAUUUAAAGAAAAUAAAUAUAGUUGAAAAAGAAGUUGAAACUCAAUUGGCAUUACCUAUAAAGUCACAAGCACCGCCUCCGGAAGUUUUACUUCAUAAUAAUGAAAUAAAAACUAUUCCAUCUGUUGAUAUGACUGAGCUGCGGUUGGACAAACUUUUAACUUUGCUAUCACAUUUUACCCUGUAUUUUAAUAGAAAUCCUCUCACAUGUAAUUGUGACACAUACGCAAUUCGCAGGUUGUAUGAAAGUGCUUACGAGACAAGUCAGAUUCGGUUAGCUAGGCUUUCUUUAAACACUUUUCAGUGCGAGCAACCAUCAGAGUUACGUGGCCGACUUAUGUGGAAUAUCACAGAGAGAGAAAAGUAUUGCGCGGUAACCUUGAAAGAUUGUCCACAGAAAUGUGACUGCUUUCAAAGAAAAACUAAAGACACGAUCGUAGUUGAUUGCAGAGGUCGUUCUUUGGUGGAAAUGCCCCAGCUAUUACCAUCGUAUAAAUUAGAGUUGUGGUUUGAGAACUCAAAUAUUUCAAAAGUCAGUUCAUAUUCAUAUUUAGAAAACGUAACACUUUUAAAUCUAGCAAAUAACCAUAUCAAACAAAUCUCUGCAUCAGUUAUUAACAAAUUGAGCAUCGCUCGGAUCGUCUAUCUACACUCAAAUAACCUGACCUAUCUUCCAAUUCAAUUACAAUCUCUACAGUUGACAAAAGUUACAUUGUCAAACAAUCCAUUUGUUUGCGAUUGCACCAUGAGAUGGAUGAAGACAUGGCUACUAAAUGAUGAAGACUAUAUAGCUGACUGGAUAAACGUUCAGUGUUUGGACAAGUCUAAUAACAUCAGGCAGUUCAUUGCUGUCCCAGAUUCACACUUUGUCUGUAUGGCAAAUAAUAUCAGUUUUGUUGAACACGUAUUUCUACCAUCAAUUAUAAUAGGUUCUGUAGUUUUCGUGCUUCUGGUGCUUUCAUUGAUAAUUUACGUUUUCAGGUUUAAUGUUAAAGUUUUAUUGUUUGUUUUCUUUAAUAUACAUCCUUUUGACAAGAAAAAGCAGAAAGAGGAAACCAACUUUUAUGAUACUGUAGUCAUUUACGUUCAGGAAGACAAAAAGUUCGUAGAAGUGAUAAUUAAUCAUUUAAGGAAAAGAAGAUACGAAAUUGGCGAUCUAUACAGGCAUUCUUUUGUAGGAUAUACGUGGAUAGAAAACAUAGAAAAAUUGAUAGCUUGUUCAAAGAGUGUAAUCUUGUGCAUGCCAGUAGAUUCAAUAAAUGAUAAAAUUAUCCAAGCAGCAUGGAAUAUAGCGUAUGACAGAUGCAUCACGUCGUCAAUAAACUCUUUAAUUUUGAUUACAGACAAGACUAUUCAGAAACAAAAACACCUAGAUGGAAGUCUUAGGCUUUUUGUCAGAAGCAUUAACUGUGUAGAUAGGCAUGCGAGACUACUUUUGGAAAAAAUUGAUUACCUGGUCGCCAGUCUUACACCAAACAAUGGUAACACCGAAGCGAACACUGAAGAACAGUGCAUUGAUAUAGACUCGAAGCGAAUUCUUGUUUCUUAUCCAGAUGAACUUCAUUUGUAUGUUAAGAAUAAGCUGAUGUCCUUUCUCUCUGGGAGGAAAUUAACCAUGAAAGUGUUAGACAUGCUUUUUACGGUAGGAACUGACAAAAGAGAAGAACUUCCUGACAUCCUAGAGGCAGCUGACUUCGUCAUUUUCAUUGUCAAUGACGAAAUAUUAAAUGAUGAAAUCUUACUGUAUAUAUUGACCGAAAUUCUUACUAAAUCUCAGCUUGAGAAUUACAACUACUUACUCUUGUGCACAUCAGGUCAAAUAUGUAUCGAGAACAUGCCAAAGGAUUUGUUAAAAUAUGUUGAAAACUAUGUCACCAUAAGCACAAAUGAUAUCAAAUUUGAAGAUCGUAUCUUGGAAUCAAUAACUCAGAUAAAACAAUUGAAGGAAAAACGAGAAAUACACGAUGCUGAAAUUAUUCCAUUACUGUAAAUGUCUUUUAUUUCAUUACACUUUUUCACAGGCCAAUUUGAAAUGAUUUACUUCAGUGAAUUGUAUAUUUCAUAAUACUGAAUAAAUAAAAAUAAAUCUGACCAUGUAAGUGCGUUUAAUGCGAGUCAUACACACAUUUAGACGAAAAUUGUUUUCUCUCAAAAAUCCAUAAAAAGUACGUACUGUAAAAAUGACAACUGGUACUAAUUUAUUGACAUGUUUUAGCUAGGUUUCUCAAUAACAUGAUAAAUAACAGAAACGUUAUGCAGAAAGCUAUAAACCGUUGCAAUGCUUUUGAAACAAUGGUGAAAAGCAACAUUCCUUCCUUUGUACCAAUAUCUAAUAUUUAUUUUAGUUCUCUGUCAAAUAUACCAUUAUAUAUUUAUGCCAAACGUAUUGGAAAUGCAAAUAUUGAAACAUUUGAUUUCAACUGUGGGUGAGUACCUUUAAGUUUCAGCAAAGUUUUCUUUAUAAGGACUAUAGUCAAGAACGUAUUGAACUAGCUAAUGUUUGCAAGAAUUGCUUUAAAUUUCGAUUUAUGACUUCAGUAUUGUGUGUGUUGUUUUUUCUUUGCACCUUUGUAAGGGUAUAUUAAUUUUAAAAGCAUAACUUUGCUUUUCGAUAGCAAAUAAUGUUACACAUUUACCUAUUUCCAUGUUGUAAGGGCAACAUUAGUACAGUAGAUUAAUUUUAUUCGCACUAUGUUAUCGAAUUAUAUAUUUUCAGCAUUGAUUUAAAUCUUGUUAAUAGUUCAUAUAUAUAUAUUGUGAUAUUUAUAGUUGAUCAUCUUUCGCUGAUGGCAAAGAUCACUCAUGGCAGAUGAAAUCUAAGUUGUAUUAAUUUGCGCAUUUCAGUUCAGCGUGAAUGUUUGUAUAUUUAUAUAUCGUAUUAACUUUUCAAACAGCUACGUGUCUUUUAAGUGAAUAAAGUCAGUAACAAAAUAAUUUGGAAGCAUAGAAUGCAACUAAGCAGCACUAUAGCAGUUUGAUAGAUAGAAGCCGUUCUCGAGAAACGUGCAACGCCGCUCACGCCUCCUAGCUCCAGCUAAAGCGGAAUUAUAUUACAGUAAAAAUAACGUUCUCCAUAAUACAAAAGGACCAAAACCUAUAACACUGAAUCCAAGUACGGGCCGCCAAACGGCACUGAAACCCGCUGUUGUGAUGGUUAAUUAAAUCUGUCAAAAGGUCUUUGGAAGCAUAAAUGCGAUCGAGCAGCAUACUUGCAAUUGCAAACUCGGAUUGAAUGACUCAUGUUCCUGAGAGGUAAUGAAAUGUGCAACACCCCUCAUGUUCCCUAGCACCAGCUUUAAUGGUAUUUCAUCACAGUAAAAAUGAAUGUUCUCUAUGAUCAAAAAAGACCUGAAAAUUUCUCAACAGUAAAUCCAAGGACGUUGGGAAAUUUUACAGUCGCCAAAAAGCACUUAAAGGCAAUUGUUGUAUAUAGGUGUGUUAUUAGAAAUUUGAAUGUAACAUGAGGCACGCGUAACGUACAGCACAAUUUAUAUGAUAAAAAUUACAGUGCUGAAAUAAAUAUUACAAUGUGUUGUUUUCUGUCUGCGAUGAACAUUACUUUAAAUGCGGUUACAUAUAUUAUUUACAAAAUAAAUGUUGUAUGCACGAUAUUCACAUGUGAAUUUUGGAUUAACACAGCAUAACUUCUUUAAUGUCAGUAGCUGCAGAGGUUUAAUGUGAUAUUGUGAAGAAUGUAUGUAUAGUUUUAAAUGUAUCAUGUAACAUUGUUGUGUUUGUACAGAUUACUUCAUGUACAAAUAAUAAUCGCCAUUUUUAGUUUGUGGCGAUAUACCUUGUAUAAUGUUAAUGCGUUAAUAAAUUGAUCUUGAAAU
Mercenaria mercenaria is the source of this 5705-nucleotide messenger RNA. Its product is annotated as protein toll-like. Gene Ontology annotation, molecular function: protein binding. NCBI's taxonomy places the organism in Eukaryota, Metazoa, Mollusca, Bivalvia, Venerida, Veneridae. The record is from RefSeq and is a predicted model, not a curated record. The transcript has a single exon. Gene Ontology annotation, cellular component: extracellular matrix. The coding region runs from base 485 to 3862 and encodes 1125 amino acids.